Molecule: messenger RNA, 2117 nt
Organism: Brassica rapa (field mustard)
Lineage: Eukaryota; Viridiplantae; Streptophyta; Magnoliopsida; Brassicales; Brassicaceae
Product: serine/threonine-protein kinase SRK2C
Biological process (GO): protein phosphorylation
Molecular function (GO): protein serine/threonine kinase activity; ATP binding
Source: RefSeq, a predicted model, not a curated record
CGAAUAGGUCGACGCCGGAGCAAAAGCAGUUCUAAAUUUUGCCGCGAGAGAAAGUGAGAAAGAAGAGAGAGAGGUGUCCGAUUCCUACCCCACGUACAGUCUAAACUUAUUGGAGUCCUGCACCAAUUUAAAUUCUUCUAAAUGCCACACACUAACACCAUCUUCCUCUUUAAGCUUAAAAACAUUAAUCAAUGCUACAAAUUCAUGCAACAUAAACGGCUUUGUUUUUACAUAGAAAAGCUGCACAUAAACAUCCUUAAGUUUAUCUCGUAAAUUAUAUGUAUAAGAAUAACGUACGAUAUACAGUAGCAACAACAAAAAGUUAACACACUAUAAGCUCUACACAAUUACACUAUGAAUAUAUCUUAGUGAACAAAAGUAAAUUACCCUUUAAAAGAAUUUUUAGGGCAGGAAUAGUAGUUGGGAAUUUAAAAUUUCCACCACAAUUAACACGUGUCAAAUUCUCCAUCAAUCCUUCCUCACACAAACGUACAAAUAAAGAAAGUCAAAAGCAGUGACUCUGUUCCAAAAGCUAAGCAGGUUCCCAAGAAGAUCAAAUCAAGAAAAUGUGUGAUCGAUCUUUAAUCGCUUUGCAUUAUUAUUACAUCAUUUCCUAAAUUUCCGGUGACAUACUUCCAAAAGUUUGUUCCUUUUUGGUUAAGUAAUCUCUCUCAAGAUGUCUCUCCUCCAAUUAAAUUAAUUGGUUCUUUAGCUUUUCUGAACAAGAACAGAGGAGCUCUGACUGGAUUCCACUUCUCUCUCUUAGAUUCUCUUAUAUAUACAGAUACACGUGUGUUUGCUUGCUUCAUCUCUGCCCUUGUCCCUAAAAAGUGAUACUCUUAUAGAGAAGAGAGCAAAAAGAAGCUUUGUUGUUGUUGUUGUUGUGUAGCAGACUAUGGAGAGGUAUGAUAUAGUGAAGGAUAUUGGGUCUGGUAAUUUCGGAGUGGCUAAGCUUGUUCGUGACAAAGUUUCUAAAGAGCUUUUCGCUAUUAAGUUCAUCGAGAGAGGCCAUAAGAUUGAUGAACAUGUUCAAAGAGAAAUCAUGAACCAUAGGUCACUCAACCAUCCCAACAUAAUAAGAUUCAAGGAGGUUCUGUUGACGGCAACACAUUUGGCUAUAGUAAUGGAAUAUGCCGCCGGAGGAGAACUCUUUGAAAGAAUCUGUAGUGCCGGUAGAUUUGGCGAAGAUGAGGCAAGGUUUUUCUUCCAGCAGCUAAUCUCAGGAGUUAGUUACUGUCAUAGUCUUCAAAUUUGCCAUAGAGAUCUAAAGCUAGAGAACACGCUAUUAGAUGGAAGUACAGCACCACGUGUAAAGAUAUGUGAUUUUGGAUACUCAAAGUCAGGAGUUCUUCAUUCUCAACCAAAGACAACAGUGGGAACACCUGCUUACAUUGCACCUGAAGUCCUUUCCAAAAGAGAGUAUGAUGGCAAGAUCGCUGAUGUUUGGUCUUGUGGAGUCACUUUGUAUGUCAUGCUCGUUGGUGCUUACCCUUUUGAAGAUCCUUCUGAUCCUAAAGAUUUCAGGAAGACCAUCGGUCGGAUCCUGAGGUCGCAGUAUUCUAUACCUGACUAUGUCCGAGUUUCUGAUUUAUGCAAACAUCUUCUCUCUCGAAUAUUCGUGGCCAACCCUGAAAAGAGAAUAACUAUGGAGGAGAUCAAGAAUCAUUCUUGGUUUCUCAAAAAUUUGCCGGUUGAUAUGUCAGAAGGAUCAUCGAGAAGUAAUAACCCAUCUCAAUCAGAGGAAGAGAUAGUGUGGAUCAUUGAGGAAGCUCGUAAAGCGAUCACUGGAGCUUCUGGACUCUCCGGUGCUGGUGGCUCUGGUGAUAGCGGUAGUGGUGCUAUGGGAAGUAGCAUGGAUCUUGAUGAUUUGGAUGUUGAUUAUGACGAUGAUAUCGACACUGGUGAUUUCGUUUGCACUUUGUGACCAUUUACAAUUAUUUUCACUACUAAAAGGAGAUUGCAUGUUCAUAAGCUUUGCACAAACGUGAUUGUAAUGAUCUUUAUAGCUUUGAUUAUUUUAAACGCAGUGGUUGAAUGUAUUGUUGAGGUGUUUGAUUCUCAGUGAAUUGGGCUUAAAUAUGGGUUUAAGAACUUUAUGGACUUAAAUCUUUGAAUCA